AUGCACAGCUCGGCCAAACUGCCAGCUUCAGGUUCGAUGAUUGCCCUGAUGGUGGCCUCAACCUCGGUGGCGCUCUAUCUUCUGAACACGACCGAGAACUUUCAAAAGGCUCAGGAAAUGGCCGUGACCUCUCAGUUGGCUUUCCUAGGCGCCGCCGCAGCCUUUGUCCUGCUCUUGAUCGCCAUGUUCGACCAGAUCAAGACCCCACUCAAGUUCAUUUACUCCUGCUUUCUCAAGCCCUUGAGCAAGAAGGGCGAUGUCUCAACACCCCAGAGUCGUUUGGAGGCCUUCUACAAGGACCAAGCAGAAAUCUUUGAUGAUACCCGCAGCGCUCUUCUCCGUGGCCGUCACACAGGGCUCGCUCUCGUCGCCGCUCAACUGAAGGAACAACUCAAGGUCUCGGGAACCGACAAGGCUCCCAUCUGGGUCGAUCUUGGUGGCGGAACUGGAUGGAACAUUGAGCAGAUGAACAGUUACUUCCCCAUCAGCAAGUUCGAGCGUGUCUAUCUAGUCGAUCUUUGCCCCUCGCUAUGCCGUGUUGCUCGUGAGCGUUUCCAGACUCUUGGAUGGUCCAAUGUUGUUGUUCUCUGCGAGGAUGCUCUCAACGGCAGCUUCCCUGGAAUCGACAACCCCGACGGCAAGUUCGAUGUCAUCACCAUGUCCUACUCGCUCUCGAUGAUGGACAGCUACUACGCUGUCGUCGACCGCAUCUACGAACUGCUCGAGCCCAAGCACGGUAUCCUCGGUGUCUCGGACUUUUACGCCUCCAACAACAUCAUCACGACGGAUACCCACGGCGUAGAGAACUAUCAGUGCAGCUGGUUCACCCGCAACUUCUGGACUAUCUGGUUCUCGUUUGACCAUGUCUACCUCCAUUCGUCCCGUCGCGAGUACCUCGAGCACAAGUUUGAGGUCAAGAAGGUCAUUAACGGACGCAACCAUAUGAUCAUCCCUUACCUCGUCCAGAUCCCGUUCUACGUCUGGGUCGGUCAACGAAAACGCUCUGAGUUCCAGCGGAGUCCCGUUGCCCAGCUCAAGGCCGCUGUUUCAGUUUUGCCCGACAGCCUUGCAGUUGAUGAGCCCACUCUUCACCAGCUCCAGAUUAACGACCUUCGCCCCCGUUCCAUGUCGACCGACUCUGGCUCCAGCCAAGGUUCCGAGGUACCCGACAGCCCCAGCAGCGUUGGAUCUUCUCGUACUCUGGUCGGUGCCAACCAAUCUGCCUCAACCCGCGCCAUGAUCGACAAGCAGGUCGAAGCCCGUUUCGGCCGUAAGCUCAGCCAAUGGCGUCUCCCUUACAACCCUACUCUGCCCUGUCACACCCAGUUUCGGUCCUACAUCUAUGCCUUCACCUGGGAGGAUCCCCGUAUUGACCUCGAGGUGUUGAACAUCCAAAAGGACGAUGUCAUGUUUGUAAUCACGUCUGCUGGAGACAAUGCGCUCGAGUAUGCCCUCAAGGGUCAGCCCAGCCGGAUCCACUGUGUCGACAUGAACCCAUGCCAGAACCACCUUCUCGAGCUCAAGCUGGCCGGUAUCAACAACCUGAACUACUCCGAGUUCUGGCAGAUGUUUGGAGAGGGUCGUCAUCAGGAUUUCCGCCGGAUUUUGAUUGACCAGCUCUCGCCAUCGCUCUCAUCAACCGCGCUUCAGUUCUGGUUCAAGAACAGGAACACGUUUGACGAUUGCUUCUACGAGACUGGAUAUUCGGGUCUGGCAUUGAGACUGUUCAAAUGGCUGUUGAGGAUUAAGGGUCUGACCAAGACCGCGGAGGAGAUUUCGACGACGGAGGAUAUCCAAGUCCAGGAGCAGCUCUGGGAGAACGUGGUUAAGCCGUCUACUCUGCCUGAAUGGCUUGUCCAGUGGGUGCUCUCCCACCCGGCCUUCCUCUGGAACGCCCUCGGAGUGCCGAUCAACCAGAUGAAGCUGAUCUUGGACGAGGGCAAUGCGGUCCAGUACAUCUACGACACCCUGGACUCGGUCAUGACCCGAUCGCUGUUCAAGAACGACCAGUACUUCUAUAACCUGGUCGUCAACCGCAAGUACACGCGCGAGUCGUGCCCGUCGUAUCUGUCUGAGGAAGGGUUCCAGUCGCUCAAGACUCAAAAGUCGACCGAUGCGAUGUUGUUGCACACAAAGUCGAUUAUCGAGGUCCUCAGAUCGCUUCAGGACGGAGAGCUGACCAAAGCCGUGCUGAUGGACCAUAUGGAUUGGUUCGACCCCAAGGAUGCGGACGAGGAGAUUAAGGAGGUCUCGAGGGCGAUUCGCUCGGGCGGUAUGGUCCUCUGGAGGAGUGCAGGCCGCAAGCCCUGGUACAAUGCGUUGUUUGAGAAGUAUGGCUUUGAUGUCCAGCCUGUCGGCGUUCGCGUCCCUGGUAGCGGUGUCUCUAUCGAUCGCGUCAACAUGUAUGCGUCCUGCUACAAGGCCAUCAAGAAGUAG
Linnemannia hyalina is the source of this 2436-nucleotide messenger RNA. The record is from the annotation of a GenBank genome assembly. NCBI's taxonomy places the organism in Eukaryota, Fungi, Mortierellomycota, Mortierellomycetes, Mortierellales, Mortierellaceae.